AUGAACGUGGAUAUAUUGUCGAUGACUGUCUAUGUCAUCUUUGCAGGAACAGCAAACAUCGUAGCGACAACAUCUACGGACUUGACCAUGGAUAUGAGUGGCGCUUCGGCGGCAGAAGGCAAUGCCUGCAAGAUAUCAAUGCUUUGGAAUUGGUACACUAUCGAUUCCUGUUUCCUCGCUCGCUCAUGGCACAACACCACUCCCGGCAUGUUCGCCGGGUCUUGCAUCGGCGUUGUUCUAUUUACCAUGACCUUGGAGCUCCUGCGCCGCACUGCGAAGGAGUACGAUAGAUAUCUCGUUCGAAAGCACGCUUCGGCCGCUACGGCUGCGUCUAUGGUCCCUCCUAAAGAUAGUAACAAUGAGACUACGAUGGCAAGCCCGACAUCUACUCGCCAAGGCGCAUUACAAGCAAGCGGAUUCAGGCCAACGGCUUGGGAGCAGGCGAUUAGAGCGUUGUUGCACAUGGUCCAGUUCGCGGUGGCGUAUUUCGUUAUGUUACUCGCAAUGUACUUUAACGGCUACAUCAUCAUAUCCAUCUUCGUCGGCGCUUACAUUGGCGCAUUUAUCUUCCACUGGGAACCUCUGGGCGAAGGAUAUGUUGUAACGAGUGCGAGUAAGGAGCCGACCGUGUGUUGUGCGUAG
Daldinia loculata is the source of this 642-nucleotide messenger RNA. Its product is annotated as Ctr copper transporter family-domain-containing protein. The transcript is spliced from 4 exons. Gene Ontology annotation, biological process: copper ion transmembrane transport. Gene Ontology annotation, molecular function: copper ion transmembrane transporter activity. The record is from RefSeq and is a predicted model, not a curated record. Bases 1 to 642 code for a protein of 213 amino acids. Gene Ontology annotation, cellular component: membrane. NCBI's taxonomy places the organism in Eukaryota, Fungi, Ascomycota, Sordariomycetes, Xylariales, Hypoxylaceae.